Messenger RNA from Closterium sp. Yama58-4, 768 nucleotides. Lineage: Eukaryota; Viridiplantae; Streptophyta; Zygnematophyceae; Desmidiales; Closteriaceae. The record is from the annotation of a GenBank genome assembly.
AUGGCCUCGCUGCCUUCGGUGACUCUAGGUUCUUCAAGUACAGGAUUUGCAGACGUGUUCUAUUCCCCCUCUUUUCAAUCGCUGCUGGGUAUCGCAGGAACUAUCACGGGUCUCUCUCUGUAUAUUGCACCAUUGCCAACUUUCAUUGACAUCUUCAAGAAGCGAUCUGCAGACAAACACUCAAGUGCUCCUUAUUUAUGUGGCCUGCUCAGCUCGUUCGUCUGGACCAUUUACGGAUCCCCAGCGGUGGCCAAUGCAUUCAGUGUGUUUGUCAUAAGCAUCCUGGGUUUGCUGUUCAACGGAUCGUACUGUUUGAUCUUCUAUCUCUUCUCCACAGAACACAAGAGAUUUAUUGGUGCAGCUAUCACGAGCAUUGUGCUAUGUGCGGUCAUGAUGGCAUCACUGGCUGUGUCAGUCAUACCAGCACCUGUUAGACCAUUGCUCUUUGGCCUUUCUGGGGACUGCACCAGCACUGCUUCCUUUGCUGCUCCCUUGACGGCCGUGGCACAAAUGAUUCAGACACGGAGUGUCGAGUUCUUCCCUAUCCAGCUCUGUGCUGUGUCGCUUGUCCAUACAAUUGUGUGGACGGCUUAUGGAGCGUCAACCUCUGACAUAUUUGUGGCGGCGCCGAACUUCCUCGGUCUGCUGUUGUCUGCUGUACAAGUAUUGCUUUACAUGCUUUACAGGAGAAAUGCAUACACACCAUCAGUUGGGGGAAGUGCUAGAAGGAGCGGUUACACACGGCUAUCUAGUAGUGCAGUUGCAUAG